Budorcas taxicolor (takin) is the source of this 588-nucleotide messenger RNA. RefSeq names its product DNA dC->dU-editing enzyme APOBEC-3G-like. Gene Ontology annotation, molecular function: zinc ion binding; RNA binding; cytidine deaminase activity. Gene Ontology annotation, biological process: cytidine to uridine editing; DNA cytosine deamination; defense response to virus. The record is from RefSeq and is a predicted model, not a curated record. Bases 31 to 588 code for a protein of 185 amino acids. NCBI's taxonomy places the organism in Eukaryota, Metazoa, Chordata, Mammalia, Artiodactyla, Bovidae. Gene Ontology annotation, cellular component: P-body; nucleus; cytoplasm. The transcript has 4 exons.
GCCUCUCCCACCUCUGUCCUCAGUCACCUGAUGGAUGAAAACACCUUCACUGAGAACUUCAACAACCAAGGAUGGCCUUCCAAGACCUUCCUGUGCUACAUGGUGGAGAGGCUGGAUGGUGACGCUGCGAUCCCUCUGGACGAGUACAAGGGCUUUGUGCGCAACAAGGGUCAGGAUCAACCAGGGGAACCCUGCCAUGCAGAGCUCUACUUCCUGCAACAGAUCCGUUCUUGGAAUCUGGACCGGAAUCAGCACUACAGGCUCACCUGUUUCAUCUCCUGGACCCCCUGUUACAAUUGUGCCCAGGAACUGACUACAUUCCUGGAGGAGAACCGCCACAUAAGCCUGCACAUCUUUGCCUCCCGCAUCUAUACCGUCGACGAUUCUGGGUGCCAUCAGAGUGGCCUGCGCGCACUGCAAGCGGCUGGGGCCGGAAUCACAAUCAUGACCUCUGAGGACUUGGAGCGCUGCUGGGUAACCGUCGUGGACCACAAGGAGAAACCCUUUCAGCCCUGGGAGGGGCUGGAGGUAAAGAGUCAGGAGCUCUGUGAGGAACUGCAGGCCAUUCUCAGGGUGAGGCGUUGCUGA